GUUAAAUAAGUAAAAUUAAAGUUUAUAUAUUUAUAAAUGACUAAGAGCACAUUAAGAUGGUUUGUUUUAUAGGGUACAUUUCAUUUCUUUAUAGGGGGAAAGAUGUGAUGUUAUGAGUACAAUAUGUUAAGAACUCCAUUACCCAGCAUGCCACAGCAGUUGUGAGCAUGUGCAGAAGCCUCGGGUAAGGGAGGGGUUUGUUGUGCUUAUGGAGUUGUGUUGCUUUAAAAGAGUGGCGAGGUUCGCGUUGGUGGGCGGGGCUGAAGAGCUGCGUGGAUGCCCUGUGUUUGUUUAAUAUCGCCGUCACUGAGGAAAGUAAAGCAAGGACCAUGACAGCUCCAUUCAGAUCACUUAUUGAAGAUUAUUCAAGAUACCUCAAAUCAUUUGAACUCUUUCUGGAUCGCUCAUCACAGCACCAAUGUAUGCAGGACUUCAUCCAUAAUACUCUACCAGACAUACUGGGAAGCAUUGGUGGAGGACGGCCCGUUUUUAAUGUAAUGGGUGUAGGGAGUGGAGCAGGUGAGAUUGAUCUAGAGAUGCUAGCACAGCUACACAUGAAACAUCCGCAAGUCAAAGUCGACAAUGAAGUGGUGGAACCGAGCACUGACAUGUUACACAAGUAUAAAGGUCUGGUGUCAAAAACGCCAAAUCUUGAUUAUAUUAACUUCACUUGGAAUAAGAUGACAGCUUCAGAAUUUGAAAAACACUGGCAGGAUGAAAACCUUGGGGAAAAGAUGGACUUCAUUCAUUUGAUACAGAUGCUGUAUUAUGUGAAAGAUCCAGAGGCCACUGUCUCAUUUUUCCGGAGUCUGUUAGAUGAAGAUGGAAAACUCUUAAUCAGUUUGGUGUCAGGUGAGGGUGGAUGGGGAAAAUUAUUGAGGACCUACAGAGCUGCUCACUGUAACACUGAGAUCAACCAAUGUGUUACUAUUGGAGAUAUAAAGACCUUCUUGGAUACCAAGGACAUCCCAUACACUAAAUAUGUGCUUCAGUCCCAUAUGGACAUCACAGAGUGUUUUACAGAGGGAGAUGAGGUCGGAGAACUGCUGCUGGAUUUCCUAACUGAUGUGGUAGAGUUUAGUAAGAACGCUCCGGAGCACCUGAAGAAAGGAGUGCUGGACUUACUGAGACAUCCAGACUGCAGUAAACAGGUGGACGGCAGGAUAAUAUUCAACAAUAACCUGGAAGUCUUAGUGGUUGAGUCGUAGCACCAUGACUCCUUAAUAUCUGACCGACCUCCGAAGGACUUUUGUGUUUAGCAUUCAAUUUUUAUGCCAGUGCACAAUGUGUCCUAUAUUUUUACAUUUUGAAUGUAUGUAACUGAAAUAUGGUGGUCUGACUUAUCAUAACUUAAAAAACUUAACCAUAAUUGCGUAGCCUGGGCAUCCUAAUAAUAUACACACACAUUUUCGUUUAAAUAAAGGUCUAUGAAGAUUAUAGAUUGCAAUAGAAAUCGCAUGACCUUAAAGUAAAACCCCCAGUAUGAUAAACCAUGUAAAUACUUGUCAAAAUGAAAAUAUGCCUUGUUAGCAAAGUACAAAUGUGUAUUGAGUUAUUUACUGAAAAGCUCAAAGUAUGAUUUUACUAUGACUUUUUGAUGAGGUAGGAUUCGGAUUGUAGAUGUAUGAUGAAAACGUAGCUGUAUCCCUUCUAGCCACAACCGUGAGCCGUGGACUUAGCCGUUGGUUGCAAUUCGCAAUCUCACCGCUAGAUGUCGCUAAAAUCUACACACAGCACUUGUAAUUACGAUGUGGUAAUACAAAUGUUAAUCAGUCUACCAAAAACAUUACUUUUACUGUUUAAAUAACCAUGUUUAAGGCAGGCUAAUGGUCAACCUGCAGACACAGCAGUCAUGUGAUGUCAUCGCCAACAUGGCGGCUCCCACAAUUAAUAAUAUUUUAAUUAUGUAAGUCGUGGUUUUUGUCUCUACCUUUAAUCAAGAUGUCACUUUUUGAUAUAUUUUUACAUAUGUCUGAAUUUGAUCAAUAAACAUGUCGCAGUGUCGCAAUAAAUAAUGAUGUGUUAAAAUUA
Messenger RNA from Paramisgurnus dabryanus, 2031 nucleotides. Its product is annotated as histamine N-methyltransferase-like. The record is from RefSeq and is a predicted model, not a curated record. NCBI's taxonomy places the organism in Eukaryota, Metazoa, Chordata, Actinopteri, Cypriniformes, Cobitidae. Gene Ontology annotation, molecular function: N-methyltransferase activity.